Molecule: messenger RNA, 1098 nt
Organism: Rangifer tarandus platyrhynchus (Svalbard reindeer)
Lineage: Eukaryota; Metazoa; Chordata; Mammalia; Artiodactyla; Cervidae
Source: the annotation of a GenBank genome assembly
AUGCGGCCCCUGGAUGAUACUGGGGCCGCCAAGCGGCAGGAGUCCGGGCUGCCGCUGAUGGACAUCCCGUCCCCGGGCUCCAGGCUGGAGCCGGCGGCUGCGGAGGUAGUGGAGACGCCCGGCCCCGGAGGGUACUGGCAGUGCCCUUCCUCGCCGUGCGGCUCGCGUGCCCAGCAGGAAGCUGAGAAGAAAGCACCCUGUCCUGGACUUGGCUUGUUUUACACAUUAUUGUCUGCGUUCCUUUUCUCAGUGGGCUCCUUAUUUGUUAAAAAAGUGCAAGACAUCCACGCUGUAGAAAUUAGUGCAUUCCGAUGUGUGUUCCAAAUGCUAAUCAUCAUCCCUUGCUUAAUAUACAGAAAAACUGGGUUUAUAGGCCCCAAAGGUCAACGAAUCUACCUGCUCCUCAGAGGAGUCCUUGGUUCUAACGCCAUGAUCCUUUUGUACUAUGCCUACCAGCUGACGUCUCUCGCAGAUGCCACGGUUAUCUCCUUUAGCUGCCCGGUGUUCACCUCUAUAAUUGCUUGCAUAUUUCUCAAGGAAAAAUACAGCCCCUGGGACGCCCUCUUCACUGCCUUCACCAUCACUGGAGUGAUACUGAUCGUGAGGCCACCAUUUUUGUUCGGUUCCGAAGUCGCGGAGACGGAUAAAGACUAUUCAGUUCACGUGAAGGGCGCAUUGGUGGCCCUCGCGCAUGCUGUGUUUGCUGCCAUGACUCUGGUUAUCCUAAGAAAAAUAGGGACAUCUGUGGACUACAUGUUGAGCAUUUGGUAUUAUGUCAUCAUUGGCCUCAUCGAGUGCGUCAUUGUCCUUUCUAUUUUAGGAGAAUGGCGUCUUCCGCACUGUGGUUUGGACAGGCUGUUUCUCAUACUAAUUGGGAUGUUUGGUUUGGGAGGUCAGAUGUUUCUGGCAAAAGCCCUUCAGAUAGAAAAGGCAGGGCCAGUAGCAUUAAUGAAGACCAUGGAUGUGGUCUUUGCUUUUAUCUUUCAGAUUAUUUUCUUUAAUGACAUGCCGUCAUGGUGGACAGUGGGUGGCUCCCUAUGCGUAAUAGCCAGUAGCACUGGAGCAGCCAUUCGUAAAUGGUGCCAUAGUACCAAAUAA